AGUAUGGCAUUCUCGGUAGUAGAAUACUACGGGGAGAACUCGUCGUAUCGAUGCGGAUAUUGUAAGCAGCCGAACUCAUGCUAUUCGUACGGAAUGUGGGCUCACAAGCUAAAGUGCGAGGAUUAUCAAGACCUGAUCGAUCGUGGAUGGCGACGUUCUGGUUGUUACUGCUACAAGCCUAUGAUGGACGUUACCUGCUGUCCGCAGUACACCAUAAAGUGUGAUGCGUUAAACUUUAGGCUGAACAAAUCUCACAAAAAGAUUCUAAAGCGUGUACACAAGUUUCUGCGUGAUGGCAAACGGGAACCGACCGAAAAGAAUAGUCUUGGAAGCAACGAUGAAGCCACUGCCGACGACAGCGGUGGUCACGAGCAUAUGGAAGUACCCUCCAUACAACCGCAUCCUGUAGAUCAGCAUGUAAAGGAACUGAUGGAGCAAGACCACCCUGAGAAUCAGCCACCUGAUGCUGUUGAAGGCGGCGAAUCUAGUGGUUUGAAUGUGUCCCAUUUCGCCCAAGGCAGCAUGAGUGCUUCAACACACUCAACCGAUUCAAAUCUGCCCAAUCAACCAAAGAAAGCCAAACUGAUGCGCAUUGAAAGGAAGCGGGAAAAAUUACAGAAAAAAGGACUGUCCGGCGAAGAGAUCGAAAAGAUGAUGAAACCCAACAACGGUAACAAAACACAGGAAAAAUCGUUGGAAGACUUUCUUGCUGAAUGUCCGCAAGAAAAUGCGUCACCAGCGCAUCGUUUGAAGGUAAAAUGUGUACCUGCUAGUGAAGGUGCCACUGUCACCACAUUCAAUCUGUACAGCUUAUACCAACAAAGCAUUCACAAAGAUCCAGCAUCAAAGCUAAACAUGGACCGCUUCAAGCGAUUCCUCGUGAAGUCUCCUCUUACGAUCGUGACGCUUCUCACUUCUGGAGCAAAGUUUAGAGAAAGUUUGCAUGUUUCAUACGCUCUGUAUCAAAAGUAUCAGACGGCCAUUCACAAAGAUCCGCCCGGUGCGAUAGAAGAAUAUCUGGACUUUUUGGUGAAAUCGCCCUUAAAGGGCUCCCAAGGAUUCGGAAGCUUUCAUCAACAGUAUUGGUUGGACGAUCGUCUGAUAGCCGUGGGUGUGAUCGAUGUGCUGCCAAACUGUGUCAGCUCAGUUUACUUUUUCUACGAUCCGGAAUUCAAGUUUCUGUCGCUUGGCACUUACAGUUCGCUACGAGAGGUAGCCUUCACACGUUCGCUGAACAGAAAAAUUCCUAGUAUUAAAAGUUACUACAUGGGAUUUUACAUUCACUCUUGCCCUAAGAUGCGUUACAAAAGUAACCUUCAGCCAUCGUAUUUGCUUUGCCCGGAAACGUAUACUUGGCAUUCACUUGGCACAAUCAUGAUAGCAAAACUUGAUGCACACAAGUACAGCCGACUUAACGAUGAUGCCGAGGCGCAGGAUAUAAACAAACCGACCGAGCAGGAUGUGAGUGACGUGCUGCUGCUUGUGGGUAGAUCCUACAUUACGUACGCUGAGUAUUUGACUAUGGCCGACAAGGAAGUACCGGUGGUGUCAGAAUACGCUCGGUUGGUAGGCAAACACUGUGCAAAAAGAAUGAUGCUAUACCGAGUGUAG
Anopheles maculipalpis is the source of this 1611-nucleotide messenger RNA. RefSeq names its product arginyl-tRNA--protein transferase 1 (gene Ate1). Gene Ontology annotation, cellular component: cytoplasm. The transcript is spliced from 7 exons. Bases 4 to 1611 code for a protein of 535 amino acids. Gene Ontology annotation, molecular function: arginyl-tRNA--protein transferase activity. Lineage: Eukaryota; Metazoa; Arthropoda; Insecta; Diptera; Culicidae. Gene Ontology annotation, biological process: protein arginylation. The record is from RefSeq and is a predicted model, not a curated record.